Messenger RNA from Nycticebus coucang (slow loris), 12037 nucleotides. RefSeq names its product HIVEP zinc finger 3 (gene HIVEP3). Bases 1087 to 8217 code for a protein of 2376 amino acids. The record is from RefSeq and is a predicted model, not a curated record. Lineage: Eukaryota; Metazoa; Chordata; Mammalia; Primates; Lorisidae. Gene Ontology annotation, cellular component: nucleus. Gene Ontology annotation, biological process: regulation of transcription by RNA polymerase II. Gene Ontology annotation, molecular function: RNA polymerase II cis-regulatory region sequence-specific DNA binding; DNA-binding transcription factor activity, RNA polymerase II-specific. The transcript has 10 exons.
GCCCGGCUCCUGGAGGCGGGGCCUGGGGCUGUCAGUACCGCGCCGCCGCCGCGGCUCCCUGCACGCCGUGGCCGGGGUGGUUUCCAGUGCAGCCGCCCGCCACCCGCCGUCCCGGCAUCCCAAGCCGCCUCCCGCCGUCUUGGCCUGGCGCGCAGGUGUUCAUGAAAAAAAUGCACAAAAUCCUGCCUGGCCGGAAUAAUUCAUGAAGAAGCGGCUGGAUCCGUGGGUCAGAGAACACAGGACCAGUUUGUCAUCCCAAGGCCAAAGGCCUCCCUCCAACACAUUCCUCCAAGCUCUUAGAAAUCUCUGGCACAUCUCAACAAUGAGACUGUGGCUGUCUUUUGGCAGGAUUCUAGGGACACAGCCAGCAGCUUCAACCUAGCUCAUGGAGGAGCCUCAGGAGGCCCCAGCCAGGCAAGCUCCCACCUCCAGGGGAAAGAGUGGUGCAUAGGAGGAGGUGAUUGCCGCAGGAGUGGACAUGAAUGCUGGCUUUCAAAGGCAGCAGCGUUUCAGUUUUGGUCAUCGCAAGUGGUGCCUUCAGCACAGAAGAGCGUGAUUUCUCCUCUGAGGCUGCUGAUCUCCAACACGGAAAUAAAGGGGAAAAGGGGCCAGCAAGGAGCCCCCCCGCCCAACCCCAAUACCCAGCGUGGCAUCUCCCGUGCUGGGACCAGGGAUGACUGGGCCGUGGACUCAGAUAUCACCAACCUUCAACCAUUCGCAUAGCACACAGGGGACUUGUGGGGGCCACCUGCCACUGCCAACUGAAAUAAUACAAUGGCAAUACUGAUAUCCCUCCUGACGUUUUCCCAACAGAUAUUCAGGCAGAAAGUGCUGGUGCAUUUUCUGUCUGCCAAGUAGAGGGCCAUGGCUCACCAAUAUGAAUAGCUUGGGCCCUGAUGACCUGCCCUGAGUCCACUCACAGCCAGUGACACUUGCAAAAAACUCCCAAAGCCGUCUCAGAUUUGGCUUCUGCUGCUCUUGGCCAAUGUGGCUAAAGCUGGACACUUCCUUGGGACACUUGGAUCAUUCGUAAAUGCAGCCUAACCUGACUCUCCCUGAAUAGCAUCCGAAGUCUCUAGGAAGGUCAUGGAUCCUGAACAAAAUAUCAAGGGUAUCAAGAAGGCUGAGGGAAGUCCCCGGAAGAGGCUGACCAAAGGAGAGGCCAUUCAGAGCAGUGUUUCUUCCAGCGUCCCAUACCCAGGCAGCGGCCCAGCUGCUGCCCAAGAGAGCCCUGCCCAAGAGCUCCUAGCCCCGCAGACCUUCCCAGGCCCUUCAUCCGUUCUUAGAGAAGGCUCUCAGGAGAAAAUGGGCCAGCAGCAGAAACCCCCCAAGAGGCCUUCCAUUGAAGCCUCCGUCCACAUCUCACAGCUUCCGCAGCACCCUCUGACACCAGCAUUCAUGUCGCCAGGCAAACCCGAGCACCUCCUGGAGGGGUCCACGUGGCAGCUGGUUGACCCCAUGCGGCCUGGACCCUCAGGCUCCUUCGUGGCCCCUGGUCUCCAUCCUCAGAGCCAGCUCCUGCCCUCCCAUGCCUCCAUCCUUCCCCCCGAGGACCUGCCUGGCAUCCCCAAAAUCUUCAUGCCUCGCCCCUCCCAGGUCUCUGUGAAGCCCGCAGAAGAGGUGCACAAGAAGGAGAGGAAACCCCAGAAACCAGGCAAGUAUAUCUGCCAGUACUGCAGCCGGCCCUGCGCCAAGCCCAGCGUGCUGCAGAAGCACAUACGCUCACACACAGGGGAGAGGCCUUACCCCUGUGGCCCCUGCGGCUUCUCCUUCAAGACCAAGAGUAACCUCUACAAGCACAGGAAGUCCCAUGCCCACCGCAUCAAAGCGGGCCUGGCCUCCGGCCUUGGCGGUGAGAUGUACCCCCCAGGGCUGGAGAUGGAGAGGCUCCCCGGGGAAGAGUUUGAGGAGCCCACCGAGGGAGAAACCACAGAUUCUGAAGAGGAAACCAGUGCCACCUCCGGGCACCCCACAGAGCUCUCCCCCAGGCCCAAGCAGCCCCUUCUCUCCAGCGGGUUGUACAGCUCUGGGAGCCAUGGGUCCAGCCUUGAACGCUGUUCCUUGUCCCAGUCCAGCUCAGCCCAGUCUCUUGAGGACCCCCCUCCAUUUGUGGAACCCUCAUCUGAGCACCCCCUGAGCCAUAAACCCGAAGACACCCACACAAUUAAGCAGAAGCUGGCCCUCCGCUUGAGCGAGAGGAAGAAGGUAAUCGACGAGCAGGCCUUUCUGAGCCCAGGCAGCAAGGGGAGUACAGAGUCUGGGUAUUUCUCCCGCUCUGAGAGCGCUGAGCAGCAGGUCAGCCCUCCAAACACCAACGCCAAGUCCUAUGCUGAGAUCAUCUUUGGCAAGUGCGGGCGGAUCGGGCAGCGGACCUCCAUGCUGACAGCCACCUCCACCCAGCCCCUGCUGCCCCUGUCCACUGAAGACAAGCCCAGCCUGGUGCCUUUGUCUGUGCCCCGUACACAGGUGAUCGAGCACAUCACAAAGCUCAUCACCAUCAAUGAGGCCGUGGUGGACACCAGCGAGAUAGACAGUGUGAAGCCAAGGCGCAGCUCUCUGUCCAGACGCAGCAGCAUGGAAUCCCCCAAGUCCAGCCUCUACCGGGAGCCCCUGUCAUCCCACAGCGAGAAAACCAAGCCAGAACAAUCACUGCUGAGCCUGCAGCACCCACCUAGCACCGCCCCCCCUGUGCCUCUGCUGAGAAGCCACUCAAUGCCUUCUGCCGCCUGCACUAUCAGCACCCCCCACCACACCUUCCGAGGUAGCUACUCCUUCGAUGACCAUAUCCCCGACACCGAUGCCCUGAGCCGCAGCAGUCAAGUGUUUACCUCCCACCCCCGGAUGCUGAAGCGCCAGCCAGCGAUUGAAUUACCUUUGGGAGGGGAGUACAGUUCUGAGGAGGCUGGACCAAGUAGCAAAGACACAGCCUCCAAACCCUCAGAAGAACCAGAACCCAAGGACAGUGAACUUAGCAAAAAGAGCAAGAAGGGUUUGAAAACAAAAGGGGUGAUCUAUGAAUGUAACAUAUGUGGUGCUCGGUACAAGAAAAGGGAUAACUAUGAAGCCCAUAAAAAGUACUACUGCUCAGAGCUUCAGAUCACAAAGCCCAUCUCUGCAGGUGCUCAUGCAUCUCUGGAAGUCGAAAAGAGUCAGGCUGAGCAUGAGCCAUGGUCCCAGAUGAUGCAUUAUAAACUGGGGACCACCUUGGAACUCACUCCACUGCGGAAGAGGAGGAAAGAGAAGAGCCUGGGGGAUGAGGAAGAGCCACCUGCCUUUGAGUCGACAAAAAGUCAGUUUGGCAGCCCCGGGCCAUCUGAUGCUGCGCGGAACCUUUCCCUGGAAUCCACCAAGUCACCAGCAGAACCAAGUAAAUCAGCGCCCUCCUUGGAGGGACCCAUGGGCUUCCAGCCAAGGACUCCAAAGCUAGGGUCCAGCUCAGAAUCAGGGAAGGAGAGGAGAGCCACAUCCAAAGAAAUUUCUGUCAUCCAGCACACCAGCUCCUUUGAGAAGUCUGACUCUCUCGAGCAGCCCAGUGGCUUGGAAGGGGAUGACAGACCUCUGGCCCCAUUCCCAUCUCCCCAACCUGCCCCACAUGGACGUUCGGCUCACUCCCUGCAGCCCAAGUUGGUCCGCCAGCCAAACAUUCAGGUUCCUGAGAUCCUGGUGACUGAGGAGCCCGACCGGCCAGACCCAGAGCCUGAGCCAGGGCCAGCCCCUAAGGAACCAGAGAAGACAGAGGAGUUCCAGUGGCCCCAGCGCAGCCAGACACUUGCCCAGCUCCCAGCCGAGAAGCUGCCACCCAAGAAGAAGAGACUGCGCCUGGCAGAGAUAGCCCAGUCAUCAGGGGAGUCCAGCUUCGAGUCCUCUGUGCCACUGUCUCGCAGCCCGAGCCAGGAGAGCAGCAUCUCUCUGAGCGGGUCCAGCCGCUCAGCUUCCUUUGAGAGGGACGACCACAGCAAGGCCGAGGGCCCUGGUCCCUCAUCUGACAUUCGCUCCAAACCCUUGGGCACCCACAUGCUGACUGUGCCCAGCCACCACCCGCAUGCCCGAGAGAUGCGGAGGUCAGCCUCAGAGCAGAGCCCCAACGUUUCCCAUUCUGCCCACAUGACCGAGACACGCAGCAAAUCUUUCGACUAUGGCAGCUUGUCCUUGACAGGCCCUUCUGCACCAGCCUCAGCAGCCCCUCUGGUGCCAGUGGCCCCGCCAGAGAGAAGAAAAUGCUUUUUGGUGAGACAGGCCUCUCUGAGCAGGCCUCCAGACACAGAGCUGCAGGAGGCUACCCCCAAGGGAAGACAGGAGAGUGAGGAACCACCACCUUCAUCCAGUAAACCUGCCGCCAAAAGCUCAUUGCCCCAGACUUCUGCACCAGGUGCCCUGCACAGCGGGCACCCAGGAGGCAAGAGCCAGGGGCAGGACAGACCCCCGCUGAGGCCCACUACACCCUACACAGAAGCACUGCAGGUGUUCCAUCACCCCACAGCCCAGACCUCCCUGCAUGAGAAGCCGUACCUGCCCCCACCUGUCUCCCUUUUCUCCUUCCAGCACCUCUUGCAGCAUGAGCCAGGACAGUCUUCAGAAUUCUUCUCCACCCAGACCAUGACCAGCCUCCUCUCCCCACCAUACUCUGUGCCCCCACUUCCUCCCUCCUUAUUUCAAGCCCCACCACUUCCUCUUCAACCUGCUGUUCUGCACCCAGGCCAACUGCAUCUCCCCCAGCUCAUGCCUCACCCAGCCAGCAUCCCUUUUCGGGAGCCCCCUUCUUUUAUGCCUAUGCCAUACCCUCCUUCCUCAGCACUCUCUUCUGGAUUUUUCCUGCCUCUGCAAUCCCAGUUUGCACUUCAGCUCCCUGGCGAAGUGGAAAGCCAUCUUCCCCAGAUCAAAACCAGCCUGACCCCUCUGGCAACAGGGAGUGCUGGUCUCUCCCCCAGCACAGAGUAUACCAUUCCUCCUCCAGCCAGCACCUCAGCUCCCACAUCAGCCCCUCCACUGGCCCUGCCUGCCUGUUCAGACACCAUGGUGUCCCUGGUUGUACCUGUCCGUGUUCAGACCAACAUGCCAUCCUAUGGGAGCGCAAUGUACACCACUCUUUCCCAGGUCUUGGUCACCCAAUCCCAAGGAAGCUCAGCAACUAUGGCUCUUCCCAUGUUUGAGGAGCCUGCAUCCAAAGGGAAGACUGUGUGUGAGGCAGACGUGCAUGAGGUUGUGCCCGGGCCAUCUGGGUUAAGUGAAGAGCAAAGCAGAGCUCUUACAACUCCAUACCUGAGAGUGCCUGUGACAUUACCUGAAAGAAAAGGCACCUCCCUGUCAUCAGAGAACGUCUUAAGCCUAGAAGGAGGUUCAUCAACAGCAGGGGGGAGCAAACGUGUUCUUUCACCAGCUGGCAGCCUUGAACUUACCAUGGAAACCCAGCAGCAAAAACGGGUGAAGGAGGAAGAAGCUUUCAAGGUAGAUGAAAAACUUGAGCUAGUAAAACCAUGCAGUGUGGUGCUUACCAGCACUGAGGAUGGGAAGAGGCCAGAGAAAUCCUCAGGCAGCCAGGGACAGGGCAGGAGGGAGUUAGAAAUGCUGUCUUCAGAUCCAUCUAACCCAAAGGAAAUUCCUAGCCUCCCUUACUCCACAUUGCCCCAUGGGACAGCCCCAGGCUCAGAAGCUUUGAAAGAAUAUUCCCAGCCCUCUUGCAAACCUCAUCGAAGAGGGUUGCCCCCACUGAAGAAAGAAGAUUCCAAGGAACAACCUGACCUCCCUCUCCUGGCACCUCCCAGCUCACUGCCUCUGUCAGAAAUGCCCUCCAGACCAGCCAAGUUGCAAGAAGGUACGGACUUAAAGAAGGUACUGCAGUUCCCCAGCCUCCACACAACCACUAAUGUCAGUUGGUGCUAUUUAAACUACAUUAAGCCAAAUCACAUCCAGCAUGCAGAUAGGAAGUCCUCUGUAUACGCUGGUUGGUGCAUAAGUUUGUACAACCCCAACCUUCCGGGGGUUUCCACUAAAGCUGCUUUGUCCCUCCUGAGGUCUAAGCAGAAAGUGAGCAAAGAGACAUACACCAUGGCCGCAGCUCCACAUCCUGAGGCAGGAAGGCUUGUGCCAUCCAGCUCCCGCAAGCCCCGCAUGACUGAGGUUCACCUCCCUUCACUGGUUUCCCCGGAAGGCCAGAAAGAUCUAGCUAGAGUGGAGAAGGAAGAAGAGAGGAGAGAGGAGCUGGAGGAGGACGCUCCUGCCUCCCAGAGAGGGGAGCCGGCGAGGAUCAAAAUCUUCGAAGGAGGGUACAAAUCAAACGAAGAGUAUGUAUAUGUGCGAGGCCGCGGCCGAGGGAAAUAUGUUUGUGAGGAGUGUGGAAUUCGCUGCAAGAAGCCCAGCAUGCUGAAGAAACACAUCCGCACCCACACUGACGUCCGGCCCUAUGUGUGCAAGCACUGUCACUUUGCUUUUAAAACCAAAGGGAAUCUGACUAAGCACAUGAAGUCGAAGGCCCACAGCAAAAAGUGCCAAGAGACAGGGGUGCUGGAGGAGCUGGAAGCCGAAGAAGGAACCAGUGACGACCUAUUCCCAGACUCAGAAGGGCAAGAGGGCUCAGAGGCAGUGGAGGAGCACCAGUUUUCAGACCUGGAGGACUCAGACUCAGACUCAGACCUGGAGGAAGACGAGGAUGAGGACGAGGAGGAGAGCCAAGACGAGCUGUCCAGACCGUCCUCAGAAGCACCCCCACCUGGCCCACCAGCUGCACUGCAGGCAGACUCCUCACCCAUUCAGGGCCCUCUGCCCCGAGAUGCCACCUCUAGCAAUGAGGAAACACGUGGCAGCUCAGUCUCAGAAGCUGAGCACUUGACAGCCAGCAGUUGCUCCACGUCCAGCCACAGCACCCUGUGCCUACCCAGGCUGGGACUGGCCCCUUCGGGCCCUGUGGAGAAGGAGACAGUCUUGGCCCUGAGCUCCACGUCCAUGUUGCCGAGAAGACCAUGGUCCCCAAGCAAAGAAGCAGGCAGCCGCCUACCACUAGUCCGCAAACACUCACUAACCAAAAGCGACUCAUCUCCCCAGCGAUGUUCGCCAGCCCGAGAACCACAGGCCUCAGCCCCGAGCCCACCUGGCCCCCAAAUGGGCCCUGGAAAGAACACAGGCCUUCUCCCUUGUGGGUCUCCAAGACUGGAGCUGUCUCCUCUCACCACUCAGCCCCCUCGAACACAUCUUCCCCCCAGACACUCGCCCACCAGGAGAUGGUCUCUGGGUAAAGCUGAAUCACCACCACGGUCAGUGCUGCCAGGGAAGUGGGCUUUGGCUGGGCUGGGCAGCACCUCCACAGGCGAAUGUGGCCCAGGCUUGGGACUAGCCCCGCAGGUUCUCUUCCCGGCCACGCCUCUACCUCACAAGCUUCUCAGCAGAAGCCCUGAGCCCUGCGCCUCCUCCUGGCAGAAGGCCGAGUCCCGAAGUCCCUCCUGCUCGCCUGGCCCUGCUCAUCCUCUCUCCUCCCGACCCUUCUCUGCCCCCCAUGACUUCCACGGCCACACCCCAGCCCGGACAGAGGAGAACGUCUUCAGCCACCUGCCUCUGCACUCCCAGCAUUUGGCCCGUGCCCCAUGUCCCUUGAUUCCCAUCGGUGGGAUCCAGAUGGUGCAGGCCCGGCCAGGAGCCCACUCCACCCUGCUACCAGGGCCCACUGCCGCCUGGGUCAGUGGCUUCUGCGGGGGUGGCAGCGACCUGACAGGGGCCCGGGAAGCCCAGGAGCGAGGCCGCUGGAGUCCCACUGAGAGCUCAUCAGCCUCUGUGUCACCUGUGGCUAAGGUCUCCAAGUUCACACUCUCUUCGGAGCUGGAGGGCAGGGACUACCCCAAGGAGAGAGAGAGGACAGGAGGAGGCCUGGGCAGACCUCCCGACUGGGAGCCCCUUGGGGCUGAGGCACCCACAGAGCCAGCGCCCACACACAGCCCCUACACCCCACCACUCCAGGGCCACCGGGAAGCACAGUCCUGGAGCCCCUGUUUGGAGUCUCUGCACACACUGGUCAACACUGAGGCCUCUGCCACCCCACCACUGGACCGCAGCAGCUCCAUGGGCUGCUUGGCGGAGACUUCUGCUCACUUCCCAGCCCGGAGGAGGAACCUCUCUGGGGAACCCAGGACCAGGCCGGGCUCCCCCCAGCCCUCAGGAAGUCGGGAGCCCAGGGCACCUCCACACCAGCCUGAGGACAGGGGCCCCUCAAAGCACUUAGCCUCUCUCUGACCGCUUCAGCAUCUGGCUUCUGGCGUUCAGCAACAGACAUUUCCAGCCAAAUUCCUCGAAUCAUCCUGCUUUCAUGGGACCCACUUCCAUCUGUCCCUCUGUCCAAGCAGUUUCUGCCCAGCCCCCAUCUGCUGUAUUUUCCCACGUAUGCAGUUAUCUGUGCCUUUUUCUAUACCUUUUGUUGCUUGAAAAGAAACAAAUCACACACAUACAUAAAAAAAAAAAAAAACAAGCUCGAGGAAUGUGAGGCUGUGAAUAGUUUGUACUUUCUGGAGAAAGACUGUAGGUGGAGCCUCCUUACCUACAGUCAGCAACCACCUCACCCCCAAAGCUGGCAGACGGAAAGGGGAUGCACCGAGGGAGAAGAAACACUUUUAAAAAUAUGUAAUGAAAUGUAAAGGCAAGCACUCCUCUGUACAGUUGUUUAUGGUUUCUAUUUAUUGCCUCUAUCUUGCCCCAACAGGUGGCUACUCCUCUCUGCCACCAAAAAGGGCAGUGUCCUAAGGCAGAGGGACAUAAACACACCCACCCAGGAUGACCCCAGAAAAAUCAUCUUUUCCUUUUUUUCUUUUUUGAUGCAAGAAAAAGAAAGAAAACAUUACUUUUCCUAGGAUUUCAACAUAAAAUUACAGGAGCAGGUAGAAGGUAGGAGCUGGGCUGCUUCCCCUAGGGCUCUAGGAUACCCUGGUAGUCUGAUUUGUGGGCCCACCCUGGCAUUUGACAGGUAGACAAACACCCCACCCUCCCAACCCUGAUCUUGUGCCUCCCUUUUGCACCCCACCCCUGCCCCCAGGCCUGAGAAAGAACCCCUGACCUACUAUUUCCCUGUUCCCGAGCAGAUGGCCCAGGCCAUCUCUAUUCUAAAAACCAUUCACAAAGCUGGACCCAAACCAUAGGGACUGUUCCUGAGACUGGGGGUGUGGGUUUGUUGCACCUUGAUUCUUGGGGUACCAAGGACCAUAUUUCCUUCAUGGCUGGGCUUUUCCAGUGCUGGGCACCAAAGGUUUAUAGGGACCCAUUUCUGGACCCCAUUGCAGCAGGACUGGUUUCCCCUAUCCCUGCCUCACACUGUCCCUUCCCCCAAUAUCCCAGAGAAAUACCCCAAACCAUGCCUGGUGGGAGCUGCCAGGGCCCGUUUGUUGGCUUAAACCUCUUCUAAAAAGAGACAGAGAAAGAGGAUGAUGUUCAAUUCUUUCUCCAGCCUUCUGAUUCUCUUGAACCAAAGGAUUAAAUUGUCCUAAGUCAUUUGGAUUUUUCUCCAAAGCAGUCAGAACUGGCUAGUGCCUCUUCCUUAGACCCAUCUCUACCUGAAGCUGCCCUGCACUUCCUUCAGGCAAAAACCUAGUUUGUAAGAAACAUCAUAUGACCAGAAAUUUAAAUCCCUGUUUGAGAUAUGGCACUUGAACUCUAAUGUGUUCCCUGUACCCUGGGAGAGGUAGUAUUUCCCCAAUCUUCUAUAAAUGAUUUCCUUUACUCUCUACAAGGGGGAGAAAGUACAGGGAACAGGGCCUAAUUCAUGUAGCCUGGGUGCUGAUGGCACCUUGUGCAGAGCAGGGUCCUAUCUGGCCUGCCCACAGUCCUCAGCCAGGUUUUUGGAAGAGCCAAGUGCUUGUCCAAGAGCUCCUGAGCUGUCCAAGUUGUUUAAAAGGAUGCAGUAGGUGGGAGGGUCAAGACCAUUCUGCAAGCUUCCUGUGCCUGGCCAUGCUUCCCUCUUCCACCAGCUCACAGCUCUUCAUUUGCUUGGCCCAGGCUGGGUGGGCACACCAGCCACAGGUCCAAACUAUAGCCAGACAACCUUAUUUACCCCUGAGGCUCCACUGUGCAACACGGUCCUGGGGAGUCUGGUCAGCCAGGAGCUCCUGGCUGCUUGACUCAGAAUCCAGGGCUCUCGUCCACCCUGGGAGAAGCCAGUAAGCCCAGCCUGGACCAUACUGGUGCUGUUUUGGCCUGGUGAGAAGUGGGCAGGAGCCCCAGCCUCAAGAGGCCAGAGCUUUCCUUGCCCUUGUCUUUCCUGCCUUCUGGCCCUUGCCCAUGGGGCUGCCCACAGAUGGGACACUUCAAGGGCUGAGGUCUGGAAGCUGGACAAAGGGCAUUGCUUCAGCCCAGGUUGGACACCUUUCUGGGCAAGAUCUUCCAGCCCCAGGCCUACAAGGCAGCAAAUUGGGGGCUGUGCUGGACCAGCCUCCAACUUUAGGGGGUAGCCAUCCCUCACCCAUCCUGCACCCAAGCUCACCUGGGCACUACCCCCUGCACUCAGCCCACUCACCAAAGUUUUCCUUCCUGGGCAGCCUAGUCAUUGACAGUGGUCAUCUGUUGUCAGGAGCCAUCAGGCUCUGGCAGAGGAGAAGUAACCAGGGCCACCAGUCACUAGAGACCUACUUCUAACUGCUCAGGGGGAAUCUGGCCAAAGGGCUACUGCCCCAUCCAGAGGGAUGGAAUCCAUGCCCCAAGCCUGGGGUGUAUGUCACUGGGCACAGAUCUAACCCUCUUCUGAUCCCUCAAGAUGCUGACUCCACUCAUGUCCUCCCCUGGGCCUUCUGCCCUGCUGCCAACCACUUCUGCAGUUCCAAUUUGCCUAUAAUGCUAUUGUCCCUAUUAAGAGAAGAAUGGAGAAAGCAGUGAGUGAUUUGUUGACACAGUCACCUGUUCUAUGCUCUGUUGAGAUGACUUUUCCUUGGUACAGACUCCGGUCCUUGGGUGUUAGCAGUGGGGAAGGAACCAACUGGCCUCUGCUAGGAAUUUCAAUCCACCUGCCACCUAGGCCUGUCCUCCAGGAUGCCCUUCACCCUGGCACUCUCAGGGUCAUUCUGGGUACUAACCCUACUCCCCUCCAAAGGCAGCCUGCCCUGCCUGGGUCCCAACCAUGGCUCACACAUUGGCCUCAACCUCUGGGACCUCCAGGAGCCUAACAGCAGAUCUAACCCCCACAACCUCCAAAUCCCAGACCCAGAAGUCUCCCCACCUCCCUCUUUUGGGAAAAGUCUGAAAGAACUACCUUCCAGAUUCCUCUACCCUCUGCUCUAUUCCCCCCACACCCCUAGCGGUUCUGAAGAAGAACAAACAAAUAUCUGAGCUGAAUUUCUCUCUGGUCUUUUUUCCAGAUAAAUCGUUCUUAAAACAAAAGUCCUAGCUGAGCAGGGGAACUUGGGGACCAAUCUGCCACGUUGACCGGGGGUGGGUGGGGGAAGAAAGCUCCUGAAGGCCUGUUCCACUAAAUUCUGCUUCUGUGUUGUGAAUCCAGUCUGCUUUCCAUUAGAAAACUGCUUCAGCACUUGUGAUCACUUUACUAAAUCUACUGUUUAAACGAAAAGAAAAGAAACAUGCAGGCAAAUGUAAGAUACAUGCUUUCUCUAAGAUAAAUAUUUGCCGUUUUUUCCUAAAAGGUAUACGUAUUCUGUAUGUGAAAUUGUCUGUAGAAAGUUUCUAUGUUCUUAAAUGGCAAUACAUUCCAAAAAUUGUACUGUAUAUAUGUACAGUGAUUGCACUGGGAUGGGGUAGUUAUGCCUGUAAUUUUAUUUAAACGCCAGUUUCUAAACUUGCAUCUUGCAAUGUUGGUAUGGUAUAUAUCAGUGCAAAAGAAAAAAAACAAAAACUAAAACAAAAAUCCUUGCAGGUCUAAAGCACAGAGUCUGCCGUACAAAAGGAAAAAAAUGCUCAGUAUUGAUGUGUGUGACCUUUGUUGUAAAUUACAUCUGUACUGUGAAUGAGAAGUUUUUACAAGUAUAAUAAUUGCCUUUAUUACAGCUGUGGCUGAGUGUUCAGCCUGAGGAUAUUUUUAAAAAAAAAAUAGCACGUUGGAAUAAAUUUGAAAAUCCCAACA